This is a messenger RNA of Protopolystoma xenopodis, 294 nucleotides long. The record is from the annotation of a GenBank genome assembly. NCBI's taxonomy places the organism in Eukaryota, Metazoa, Platyhelminthes, Monogenea, Polystomatidea, Polystomatidae.
AUGUGCGGUGGCAGGCCUAGUAGUCGUGAGAUGUCCACAGGUACUCCACAUGGCCAACCACCACCCACUUCCCAGGCGUCUCUUCCUCGGCCGCCAAGUUCCAGUGGAAAUCUUAGUGGACUUGUCCUCCCACCUGGUCCUGGCCUUGCUGGUGCAGGAGAUACCUUGAUGUCUGGUCCCGGAGUCAUUCUGGGCGUGGCAGGGCCGGGAAACAGCGUAGGAUGUCGCUCUACAACACCGGGUUCAAGGCCAAGUUCGCAGUCAGCUCUCGACGAUCCAACUCAGGGUCUUUGA